Anolis sagrei ordinatus is the source of this 6254-nucleotide messenger RNA. It is a transcript of the gene JADE2, whose product is annotated as jade family PHD finger 2. Gene Ontology annotation, biological process: regulation of transcription by RNA polymerase II. NCBI's taxonomy places the organism in Eukaryota, Metazoa, Chordata, Lepidosauria, Squamata, Anolidae. The record is from RefSeq and is a predicted model, not a curated record. Gene Ontology annotation, cellular component: histone acetyltransferase complex.
GGAGGGAGCGAGGCAACACAUGCCCAACACAAUCAGGGAUGGGACCCACGUCUGCAGCUGCACCUGGACCUGCUGCUCGCCGGGAAGAAACAACCAGCAAGAAAAGAAGAAAUUGAAAAAGGGGGGAAGGAAGGAAGGCGCGUGGAGAAAGGAAAAGGGGGAGAGAGAACUCGCCAGCAUCCUCACUGAUCUACUCCUAAGAAGAAGAAUCCGAAGUCGCUGCUUGGCCAGUAGAGAAGGAGGAGGAGGAGGGAGAGCAAGGGCCAGGGUGGCAGGAUUUUCGGGAGAAGAAGGAAAAGAAGAAGAGGAGGAAAAGUGGAUGUAAAAAAGGGAAGAGAAGCGCGGGGCAGGGCCGGCCGGGUUGGGCUCCGCGCGGCCGUCUCCGCGGGAAGCCGAGCCCGGGGGAUUGUGUGCGCGCGCCUGCCCGCUUCCUGCGCCCAUGGAGUUACUUUGUCUCGAGUCCUGAGCGGAGGGGCGAGCAGGGCAAGGGAGAGAGGGAGGGGCAAGGCAGGGCAAGGGCAUGCGGCGCCCCCGGACCCCCCGCCCUCGCCGACGCCCCCUGGCCUAACACCGCUCCCCAGGAGGAAGAGGAGCCCCCCGCUUCCCGGACAAGAUGGAAGAGAAACGGCGAAAGUACUCGAUCAGCAGCGAUAACUCAGACACCACUGACAGUCAGACAACAUCAGCUUCAAGAUGCUCCAGGAUUCCAAAUUCAAAAUCUGGCUGGUCAAGACAGAUGGAGAAGAAGCCCUCAGAGGUUUUUCGAACCGAUCUAAUAACAGCUAUGAAGAUUCCAGAUUCAUACCAGCUGAGCCCAGAUGAGUACUACAUCCUUGCUGAUCCUUGGAGGCAAGAGUGGGAGAAAGGUGUUCAGGUGCCAGCAAAUAUAGAAGCAAUCCCGGAACCAAUUGUUAGGAUACUUCCUCUGCUAGAGCAUUCUUCACCACAGACCUCACCAAGCAACCUGUCCAGCUCUGAUAGUUUAGAUGUCACCAGAACGUUCUCCCAAAGAAAAAGUCGCUAUGAUUUGGAUGAAAUCGAUGCUUGUUGGCUGGAACUAUUCAACAUGGAACUCAAGGAAAUGGAAAAGCCAGAAAUGGAUGAAUUCACCUUGGAAAGAGUGCUAGAAGAGCUGGAGACACUGUGCUACGAGAAUAUGAACAUUGCCAUUGAAACAGAGGAAGGCCUUGGCAUAGAGUAUGACGAGGAUGUUGUGUGUGAUGUGUGUCGCUCGCCAGAAGGAGAGGACGGCAAUGAGAUGGUUUUCUGUGACAAAUGCAAUGUCUGUGUGCAUCAGGCUUGCUAUGGAAUCCUAAAGGUUCCCCUUGGAAACUGGCUUUGCCGAACCUGCGCCCUAGGAGUCCAGCCAAAGUGUUUACUCUGCCCAAGAAGAGGGGGAGCUCUAAAACCCACCCGAAGUGGGACUAAAUGGGUCCACGUUAGCUGUGCCUUAUGGAUACCUGAAGUUAGCAUUGGAUGUCCUGAAAAAAUGGAACCCAUUACAAAGAUUUCACAUAUCCCAGCAAGCAGAUGGGCUUUGUCUUGCAGUCUUUGCAAGGAAUGCACUGGAACAUGUAUUCAGUGCUCCAUGCCUUCGUGCAUCACAGCAUUCCAUGUCACAUGCGCCUUUGAACACAAUCUGGACAUGCGGACACUAUUAGCAGAGAACGAUGAAGUGAAGUUCAAGUCCUUCUGCCUGGAGCACAGCAGCGGUGCCACCAAGCCACCAGAUGACGCACGGAUGGAAGGAGACCAAAGCAAGCUAGAAAUGGAAAAGAUGACACUGAGGAAGCAGAAGCUCCAGCAGCUAGAAGAAGAUUUCUACGACCUCGUGAAGCCCUCUGAGGUGGCCGAGAACCUUGACCUGACUGAGUGGCUGGUUGAUUUUGUCUAUCAGUAUUGGAAGAUGAAAAGGAAAGCCAAUUGCAACAAGCCCCUGAUGACACUCAAAACCGAUGAAGUGGACAACUUAGCUCAGCAAGAGCAGGAUGUGCUGUACCGGCGCUUGAAGCUCUUCACACACCUCAGGCAGGAUCUUGAAAGGGUUAGAAAUCUUUGUUACAUGGUAACACGGCGAGAGAAAAUGAAGCACUCCAUUUGCAAACUCCAGGAACAGAUCUUCCAUCUCCAGAUGAAACUCAUUGAGAAGGACCUUUACCCAGAGCAAGCUGGGAGGAGAACAAAGGGAAGGCGAAGUGACCCAAAAAGAAGAGGAAGAGACGAUAGGAAAAGCAGUCCUGAGAAGAAAGAAAAAAGGAAAUCAGGAAAUGAGUUGGUACUAGGACAGCUGGGUUUGUCAUCUUCCUUUCCCAUUGAUGGGACGUUCUUCAACAGCUGGCUGGCUCAAUCUGUUCAGAUCACCACAGAGAAUAUGGCAAGGAGUGAGUGGUCCUUGAACAAUGGCCAUCAUGAAGACACCACUCCUGGCCUUUCUGAGGAGCUUUUACAGGAUGAAGAGACUCUCUUAAGUUUCAUGAUGGAUCACUCCUUGAAAGCUCCACUGAAGCAGAGUGACACAACUAAGAAAGGAAGAAGCAAAAUGCGAACACACACUAGGAAAAAAUCUACACGAAAUGGCUUGAAUGCCAUAUGUAAGAGACAUCAAGAAGAUGAUUCAACUCAGUGGACUAGUGUAAAUCAUUCGCCAGAAAACACCACAAAAUCCCAUGAUUUCAGAAACAACAAAGCUGAGAAAAGUGUGGACAGACUCCAGCAAGAGCGUAGAACGAUGUGUGAAGUGAAAAAGACAGCUAAGAAGAGCUCUUUGCAUCCAGCAUCUCCUCUUCCAAAAGGAGAUGAUUCUCAAGCAUCAUCCCAGAGCAUCAUGAGUAAAAUAAGUGAUGAUGAGGAACCAGUGAGAUACGUCCCUUCUGAUCCCAACACCCUGCUUAAAGUGCCUGAUUCAGUGGGUAGUCUGAAAACAGUGGUGAGGUUCAAAUUACCAAAAGAGGGCAGAGGGACUCGGCGAUCACAGAGUGAGAAGCCUGAGAUGGUUAAUGGACCUUCUGGAAGUGACAGAUCAAGAGUUUUCAUACACCGGUUUGACAAUGAAACUGAUGGCUACUUCUCAGAUGCAGAAAUGAGUGACUCUGAUUCUGAAUCAGGCAGUGGCAGAGGGCAUCAUAGCCAGUUAGAGUCAGGAAAUGAGGAUAAUUUCCGAAUGAGUAUCUUGGCAUCCUAAUGCACCACAUAGACCAAACAUGAACGAGAGCUCUGUGAGGCCUAAAUCCAGUUAUAACUGCCAUGUCCAAUUUCCGCCUGGUAUCAUAACAGAGGGUUUGAGUUUUUUGUUUGUUUGUUUGGAUUUUUUUGUUUUUAAUUUGUAUAUAUAGUUCAGAAAUGAGCACUGUUGUUUUUCCUCUUCUCUGUAUGCCUGAGAAACAGCUCCAAGCUUCACUGACCUAGACUUGUAUACUGUAACAGUAGUUGGCCCUUCUUAGUCAAAUCCUACAUAUCCUGGUUAACAAAAUGCAAGCAUGUGCAUUAUUAGGGACCUUAGGCUUGCUGGUAGUCAGCAGGACAUCCUAGAAUUUCAGUGAGGAAGCCUGGUAUUCCCAAUACCUGUUGUUCAUGCAAGGAAUAACAGUUUUAUGGGCAUUAUUUAAAUUAAGCAAAUAGAUUCUGUGUUCUGCCUGGUGUUACUGCCACUGUUUGGUGGCGUGGAGAAUGGGAGUACUGCUACGGUAGCCAAUAAUAUACACAGAUCUUAAUGAGAAAGUAAAUAUAUAUGUUUGUGUGUGCAUGUAUGUCAGUGUGUGUGCAACUAUGAAGUAAAAUAAGCGACUAUUUUUAAAGAAGCACAACAAGCUUAUUUGAAGAAAGCACUUAAUGGGUGGAGAAAUACAACAGUGUAUUUGUGGUCUACUAAAUCCUUGAUUUUUCUUUCUUACCUCUCUGGUUUAAUCAAAGUCCGUCCAAGGGGCUGAGAAGCAAGAUUUAGCCCUGUCACUCCAGCUAUCUGCUGAGCAGCCCUAUAAAUAUUCAUCCAAGGUUCGCCGUAGAUAGAAGAAAUCACAUAUCUUUGUUAAAGCUGCUCUGCUUUCUAAUCGGUAUCUCCCCUGAGUAACUGGGGGUCUUACUUACUGUUGAAACCUAAGGUUUUGGCUACCUGAAGCAGUUUUUGCAAUUUCCUCAGGUUGUUUACAGUAGCCUUGUACUAAAACACUUGGGCCCACAUAGAGAACAGAGGAAGAAGAAGGAAAUUAUUCAAACUUGUGUUUUUCAAAUAGUAAUAAUAAUCCAAUAGCUUCAGUUCCUAACCUUGUAAAGGAGGUCAGGUUUUUACUUCCAGCAUAAAGAGGCAAUGUAUGGCUCAGCUGGAGCUAAUCAUAUAUGCUUCCUGUAUAUGGAAGGGAUCAUUCAGUUGUAGACUUACCAUUGAAACAUAAUUGAGGAAUUUAUCUCUUUCCAUUUUUUUCCUAGAGUCUAUAACUAAAUUGAUGGCUUCUGCCCUUUCUAUACUUCCAAGUGAAAUCUUGAAAGCAAGCUGCUGCCCCAUCAUAAGAUGGUGAUUUAAGGGAGUGGGCAUCUAAAAAUUUCAAUAGUGUUGUCCAUCAGUUGUCUCUAAUAAGCCUUAAGUGUUGUUCAAAAACUCAUCAUGUUACCUGUGAGUCAUGCAGAUUUCCAUGUUUGCACUCAAUGAUACCAUUACUCCCAAUUUUGACUUCAAAGGUCACCGUUAAAAGUUUUCUACAUGCUUUAUGGGAGUGACCCCAGUGUGAGCUCAGGGAACACAAACAAAAAGGAAAGUGAAGUUCACUAAAACCUUUUGUUGUUGGUAUGCUACUUUAAAUAUGUGUGUGUGUAUGUUUGUGUACGUAUAUAUACACUGGGACACUUCCGCUUGUUAACCCAUCUCUUUUAAACUGGGGGAGACGAAGACUUUGCAGUUGUUCAGAUGAAUCAGUGAAAUUAUUUUAUGGAUGCCAAAGAAUAUUUUGAGAAUACAAUAGCACAGCCAGAAACUUGUUAUUUGAAAACAAACACAAGAAUGAAAGCUGUUCAGCUACAAAAGGACUCAAUCCGUGCUCAUGACACAGCUAAGGCAUUCGGUUGCAAGCUUGCUGAAGACGAUGCUUUCAUUGUUUGGACCAUCUCCCACUGUUUGAUUUCUGAUGUUCUUUGCUCAUUCUAGUCUGGGCAAUGUUGGUUUUAUUUUUCUCUGAUGCUAUACAUUAGCUGUUCUUGGAGGGUUGUUUUUUUUAGAGAGAUGGAGAAAGAAGUCAUUUUCAAGCCUUCCAACAUGCUCAAUAUCCCUCCAGUUGAGUUACAAUUUGAAGAAUAUUUAAUUGGAAAAGAAACCAAAGGCAAGAGCCAAACAAACACCAGUGUUUCGCUGAUUUCAAAUGGUUUUUUCAGAAGCACUGGUGAAAUGGAACACAAUUUGACCUUAGCCUGUGUUUCGGCAAGUAAAUUUUGCUCCUUAACCAAGGCUUGAUAUGCUCAGAUAAUGUUAAAUACAGUAAAUAGGACUUAGUUUUAUCUUAUCAAGCUUGCUAGGCUUUAGCUACAAUAUCCUAGUUAUGUCAUACAAAUAAUCAAUAUGCUGCCUUUUAAUGGAGCUUGCUUCCGUGUGCUUCAGUUCAACUAUAGCUAUGAAAAAAGCAGAAAAAAAAUCCAGAAAUCUCACUGUACACAGUUUCAUUCAUCAGCUACUGCAUUACUUGCCUGCUCAUUCACUACAGGACAGAUAAAGGGACAACCUUUAAAGAGCAACCAAACUUAAGCAGCACCUGUUUCUGCAUUUGGAUUCUGUAUAGAACUGUGAGAUACUCCAUUGUUACUGUGAAUGAGAAGUAACUGUGAACCAAAAACCAAAAAAGAAAAGAAUAUAAGAAGACAAAUUACUUCACCUUGUGCUAGGAUCUACAGUGCAUUGACAGCAUUCUCUGCACAAAAUGUUCUUUAUACACUAUGGGAUUAUAUCUCUGGGCUUUCCCUCAGAAUUAGAGAGAAUAGGUUAGGCUCUGCUUGUGCGGGAUUCCAUACAGCCCAAUGAAGUCUGGGUCAUAAUCCCUUGCUAUAUAAUUACAAUGUUGUAGCUAUCGUGAUUUUGCAAUUUAGCAAUAAAGGGGGACACAUUGGACAUGGUUGUGCAGAAGGAAAAAAUGACAAAAAGAGAAAAAGCAAUUCUUUUAAGAUUGUUAUGAGUUUUCCAGGCUGUAAUUCAAAAUAUUAUUUUGGAAUUACUAGAAUUUCAACUGUUCCUAAACAGAUUAGAUACAGAACUGAUUGUAUCCAGUGGUGACCUUCUG